CUCGCAAACCAUACUCAUUUCCACCAACUCCCAUCUCCCUGUCUUCAAACCCUUCGCACACUGUCCAAUCGCUAUGGGAUCUGAUAAGAAGAUUAAGAUCGGAAUCAAUGGAUUCGGAAGGAUCGGUCGUCUAGUUGCUAGAGUUGCUCUUCAGAGGGAUGAUGUUGAGCUUGUUGCCGUUAACGAUCCUUUCAUCACCACUGACUACAUGACGUAUAUGUUCAAGUAUGAUAGUGUUCAUAGCCAAUGGAAGCACCAUGAGCUUAAGGUCAAGGAUGAGAAGACCCUUCUCUUUGGUGAGAAGCCCGUCACUGUUUUUGGCAUCAGGAACCCAGAAGACAUCCCAUGGGGUGAAGCUGGAGCUGAUUUCGUGGUAGAGUCUACUGGAGUCUUCACGGACAAGGACAAGGCUGCUGCCCAUUUGAAGGGUGGUGCCAAGAAGGUUGUCAUCUCUGCUCCUAGCAAGGAUGCUCCCAUGUUUGUUGUGGGUGUCAAUGAGAAUGAAUAUAAACCGGAGCUCAACAUUGUUUCCAAUGCUAGCUGCACAACCAACUGCCUUGCUCCACUGGCCAAGGUCAUUAACGAUAGGUUUGGCAUUGUUGAGGGUCUUAUGACAACGGUGCACUCUAUCACUGCCACUCAAAAGACUGUGGACGGUCCAUCAAUGAAGGACUGGAGAGGCGGAAGAGCUGCUUCUUUCAACAUCAUUCCCAGCAGCACCGGAGCUGCUAAGGCCGUUGGUAAAGUGUUGCCAGCCCUUAAUGGCAAAUUAACCGGAAUGGCCUUCCGUGUCCCAACUGUGGAUGUUUCUGUUGUGGACUUGACCGUAAGGCUUGAAAAGAAGGCUACCUAUGAGCAAAUCAAGGCUGCGAUCAAGGAAGAAUCAGAGGGCAAGCUCAAGGGUAUUUUGGGAUAUACAGAAGACGAUCUUGUAUCCACAGACUUCAUUGGUGACAGCAGGUCAAGCAUCUUCGAUGCCAAAGCUGGAAUAGCAUUGAACGACAACUUUGUGAAGCUUGUGUCAUGGUAUGACAACGAAUGGGGAUACAGCUCCCGUGUUAUCGACCUGAUCUGCCACAUUGCAUCCGUUGAAGCCUAGAUUUUCACCAAACGUCCUCGGCUGGUUUCUUUUGGGUUAUUUUGUUUGUUUACCUGCUCCUGCUGUUUUAAGAACAGCAUUGCCAAAAUAGAGCAUGAUUGUUUAGAAAUCGGCUUUUUGAUUUUAGUGUGCAUGCUGUCGAUGCCAUUCAGUGGUUAGAAUUACUGAUUGGUUAUGGAUAAUAAAAGUCUUUUGUACUUGGUAUUGCUGUAUCGGAGAUGUUUUUAUCGUCCCAUGAUGGUUUUGUUAUACGUCGUCGUAAUA
This is a messenger RNA of Cynara cardunculus var. scolymus (artichoke), 1363 nucleotides long. Its product is annotated as glyceraldehyde-3-phosphate dehydrogenase, cytosolic. Gene Ontology annotation, molecular function: oxidoreductase activity, acting on the aldehyde or oxo group of donors, NAD or NADP as acceptor; NAD binding; NADP binding. The transcript has 12 exons. Gene Ontology annotation, biological process: glucose metabolic process. The coding region runs from base 74 to 1099 and encodes 341 amino acids. The record is from RefSeq and is a predicted model, not a curated record. Lineage: Eukaryota; Viridiplantae; Streptophyta; Magnoliopsida; Asterales; Asteraceae.